This is a messenger RNA of Chanos chanos (milkfish), 458 nucleotides long. It is a transcript of the gene ndufa7, whose product is annotated as NADH:ubiquinone oxidoreductase subunit A7. The transcript has 4 exons. Bases 32 to 361 code for a protein of 109 amino acids. The record is from RefSeq and is a predicted model, not a curated record. NCBI's taxonomy places the organism in Eukaryota, Metazoa, Chordata, Actinopteri, Gonorynchiformes, Chanidae. Gene Ontology annotation, biological process: ATP synthesis coupled electron transport; mitochondrial electron transport, NADH to ubiquinone. Gene Ontology annotation, cellular component: respiratory chain complex I; mitochondrial inner membrane.
CAGACGAUUUUAUUUGUCCUUCAGAGCAGCAAUGGCGUCGGCCACCAAAAUCAUUCAGAGGAUUCGAAAUUUUUUGUCAGGACACGAUCUUCAGGCAAAACUUCAGCUGCGUUAUGGUGAAAUUUCUAAGAGGACUCAACCCCCACCCAAACUUCCAGUAGGACCCAGCCACAAAUUUGCAAAUAACUAUUAUCUCCAGAGAGACGGGCGGAGGGAGUCUGUCCCUCCGACUAUUGUGAUGUCAGCUCAGAAGGCUCUGACAGCGGGCAGUGAAGCUGCUGUAACAGCCUCCAAGCGUCCGGUUACUCCUGGGGCACCACUCAAGGAACUGCCGCUGUCUUCUGACCAGCCGUAUCUUUAAGACCUCCCUCAUCCUGCAGUCUCUUCAUUUAUGUCUGUAGAUCCCCUGUGCUCUUACUUCAAAAUGUUAAUAGUCAAUAAAAUUGUAUAUAAAGGAG